Molecule: messenger RNA, 2565 nt
Organism: Salvelinus sp. IW2-2015
Lineage: Eukaryota; Metazoa; Chordata; Actinopteri; Salmoniformes; Salmonidae
Source: RefSeq, a predicted model, not a curated record
AUCAACUCACAGCCAAUCCCCUAAAACCAAACCGUACUUAUUUCAAUAAUGAUACGUUUGAACCAAUCAGCUUAUGGUGGGCGUGGAGAGGUCCUCUCGCCGGCUAAAUUCAUUCCUCGUCGAGCACAAUCGUUCUAUUAUACUAGAAUGGCGACUGCUGUUUUCGGUCGUCAAUGUACAACAGGCAGUAAUACUGCAAAAUCACACAAAGAACACCUGYGAAAAGGUAAGGAUUCACGACGGAGACAGGCGGCUCUUUUGUUCCUCAACAACAUAUCUUUAGACGGAAGGCCUUUGUAUCAUCUCAGCAAUGGAAACCACGGUCAAAGGGAGGCCGCCGAGCUCCGAAAUCGAGACGCCACCGGGGCACAGGCGACUGGACACCCUCUUUUCUCAUCGAGUAUCUACGGAACCGUCUCCCUUGUGGCACCGUCCUUGGCCGGUGGCGCUGCUCCUACUGUGGCGGGGAUCAGUGGACUGAGCCCAGUCCCUCCUAAUUUGGGCAUGUCUACAGACACGGGCUCAAGUACUGCUGUGCGGUGUAGUGAGGUGUUUUUUGAGGGUGUUGACCCCAUGGUUCCACCAGAUACCCCUCUGUGCCCCACCUCUGGACCUCAGACAUUCAAUCCAAGUGCCAAAUCAUCAUUUGUGCUCCAGACUCAGAAUUCCGUUCCGGGAGAUACACAAAGAUCACGGAAUCAUUCGGGCUCUCCAAAACCUGCAAGGGUGGGCAAGAAGGUCCACUUUAUCAAGAAUAUGAGGCAGUACGACACAAGAGGAAGCAGGAUCAUGAUGAUUUGUGCCAAGCGGUCUCUAUGUGCUGCUUUCUCAGUGCUGCCCUAUGGAGAGCGUAUUCACCUCAGUGACCCAAAGUUGGAGGCGCACAAACUACAGCUGUCCUCUGGGGUGGCAUCUGACCUGUUCCCUGGCCUGGAGGGCCUGGGGGUGGAGCUGGGUGCAUAUGGAAAGACGGUAUCGUACGCCCAGUUCCUUUUCCCCACUAAUGCCCUGGUGAGACCGAAGAGCAGUGGAGCACUAGAGCCCAGCACAACACAGACACCCCUGUCCCGUUACCGAGGCAACGGCCAGAAGAACUACACCAACCCGUCUCGACUCAACAGCACCAUAGGACAGGACCCGAGUACGCUCCACUUCACUAGAAUACAGGUUACAUAUAUAGAAGACCUGGCAGACUAUGAUCCCUACCUACUCAGUGACCCUCAGUGGCCUUGCGGGAGACACAAGAGAGUUCUUAUAUUCUCAUCAUAUGUGACGACUGUUAUUGAGUAUGUGAAGCCGUCGGACCUGAARAAAGACAUGAAUGAGACGUUCAAGGAGAAAUUCCCCUAUAUUAAACUGACCCUCAGCAAGAUAAGAAGCCUGAAGUGGGAGAUACGCGCGGUGGGAGAGGAGUGCAGUUUGCAGCCGGUCACAGUGGCUAUGGCAUUUGUGUACUUUGAGAAACUGGUGCUGSAGGGCCGCCUGAACAAGCAGAAUAGGAAGUUGGUGUCUGCAGCCUGCGUCCUACUGGCAGCCAAGAUCAGCAGUGACCUGAAGAAGCAGGAGGUCCGACAGCUGAUUGACAAGCUGGAGGAGCGUUUUCGUAUAAACAGCCGGGAGUUGAUUCCAUUGGAAUUCCCUGUCCUGGUUGCCUUGGAAAUGGGGCUCUACCUCCCUGACAGCAAGGUCAUGCCGCACUACCGCAGGCUGGUGCAGCAGGGCUAAGCUGGAGCUUGGAGGUGGCCUGGAGAACUGGCCUGUGCCAGUUUUGAUAUUUAAGUCCUGAUGAUAUUGAUUGGAAAUGCUGAUCCUGAAUCAGCACCUUGAGAGAUGCACCUUCUGCCCUAGAAUCUGUUCAGGUGUAGCAGGCCAGCCCAGCCUACAUGCUCCUUAUAAAAAUACAUAUAACUGUUUAGGUACUCUAUUUAUUUGAUUGAAUGCAAUCCAAUAUCUUGAUAACUUGAUAUGAUAAUAUCUUGAUGAAGGAUUUUUAAGAAUAUUUUCUGCAAAGCUGUUGGACUGUUUUUUUUUGUUUUUUUCAUGUUUUGAUUCUUGUUGGGUCAGCUUGUACUGAACUUCUUUCUGGGUGGUAUAUGRCAUUCUGAUGUGAAUAUUUUUUUCAUAGAAGGGUUCAAAACCAUGUUUAUUUGUACAAACAGUACACCUUAAAUAUUUGCUAAGAAAUUGCUAAAAAACUGAGUGUAGGAUGGCAACCUGAUGGGGGUGUCUGUAAGAACACAGAGGACUUUUACUCUUCUCUAGUUUAUCUCUUUCAGUCCUAAAGGCAUUGGUGCUCGKAUGAGUCGCAAUGAUGGGUUACAUGUGAUCCGAUGACAGAUGUAGAUGGUUUUAGUUGUCAGUACACGCAUCUGUUUGUGUCCAUUGUACUGGUUUGGUUGCUUGUGAGAAGAGGGCUAACGACUGCAGGUGAGAGCACAGGUGGUUGUUAUGGAGGUUAUGCAUGCUGCUUGAUGGAGGUGUGUGGCGACUAAUGGGGGGCAGGCUAGGCCAUGGUGAGUUACAUUUUUUGUUGUUGAUUUCUAUAAUAAAAAAUGCUUUAUUGAA